Paramecium primaurelia is the source of this 765-nucleotide messenger RNA. NCBI's taxonomy places the organism in Eukaryota, Ciliophora, Oligohymenophorea, Peniculida, Parameciidae. The record is from the annotation of a GenBank genome assembly.
AUGUACGGAGGAAAUCCAGAAAAAAAGUUAACAGAGAAGGAUAUGCAAUUAACUUGUUAAAAUAUAAGAGAAGAAUUCUAAAAAGAAAUUGAUAUUGAACAUUAAAGAAUAAAUGUUGAUUCAGCAAAAAAGAAGGCAGUUAUUUAUCAUCAUGAUUAUGAAGGAUUUAGAUAAAUGGUAUUAGGAGCAAAUCUCUAUACAAUUAAAUCGAAAGAAUUAGCAAAUUUUGGAUUAAGUUAAUCAAAUAAUGAAAAAAUUUUCAAUUCAUCUUUUCAAAAAUAUUAAUAACCUACUUAAGAAGAUAUAAUUCAAUUACAAUUAAACAUCAAAGAAAUUUAAUGCAAAAAUUUUAGAGAUUUUAGAACUUUAUUCUCUAAACAUUAUACAAAACCAUUAACAUAAGAAAAUUAUGCUGAAAUAAUGAAGUAAUAUAUAUAAUAUAUAAAUAAUUAGUAUUUUAUAAAUGUAAAGCCAAGAUAAUAUCAAGAAAAUAUUUUCUAUUGAUUUUCAUAUUGAAUAUUUUUUUAAAAUAUUAGAAGUUUUUGAUUAUUCAAUUUCUACUUUAAAGGAUGGAAAAGAAUUGAGUUUUAUUGUUGGAUUUUUAGAUGAAUUAGUAAAAAUAAAGGAUUUUAUGCAAUAAAUAAAAAAGUUUUUAAAAAAGAGUGAAAAAGAAGAAUUAAAAGAAUUCUUUGGAAGACUAAAAUAAAGUUUAUAAAUAGAAUAUGAAUAAAUCUAACUAAAUUAGUUGAUCCAUACAAAAUAUGA